Cotesia glomerata is the source of this 1693-nucleotide messenger RNA. RefSeq names its product tRNA pseudouridine synthase A (gene Pus1). Gene Ontology annotation, biological process: tRNA pseudouridine synthesis; mRNA pseudouridine synthesis. The record is from RefSeq and is a predicted model, not a curated record. The transcript is spliced from 6 exons. Gene Ontology annotation, molecular function: pseudouridine synthase activity; RNA binding. Gene Ontology annotation, cellular component: nucleus. Lineage: Eukaryota; Metazoa; Arthropoda; Insecta; Hymenoptera; Braconidae. The coding region runs from base 122 to 1339 and encodes 405 amino acids.
AAUUUUCAGUUUAAUUUAUUCCGAAUAUUCCAAUCAGUUGCCAAGUUAUAUUCCAGUUCAUUUUUAACGUGCUCCAAGAUAUAAAGUUAAAUUUAGUAAAGGUACCAGUCACGCAAGUAAAAUGUUUCCCAAUGAGAGUACUCUGAAACCAACUGAUGAAAGUGUUCAAGAAAAUAAAAAAAGACAGAUAGAAGAUAAUGACAAUAAUGAAGAUCCGAAAAAAAUGAAAAAAACUGAACGGGUCAAAAAACGGAAUUUUGCUUUAUUACUAGGAUACUUAGGUAAAGAUUAUUAUGGCAUGCAAAGAAAUCCCAACAUGAAAACGAUCGAAGAAGAUCUAUUCACAGCAUUGCUUAAAGCUGAUUUGAUUGACCAAGAAUCGUUUGAAACAAUUCAAUACACUCAUUUUCAAAGAGCUGCGAGAACCGAUAAGGGAGUAUCUGCGACUCGACAAAUUUGUUCCGUAAAAUUACCUGAACAUUCUAAAAUAGAAGAUAUAAAUAAGUAUUUACCAAAACAAAUACGAGUUUUUGGUUUAAAAAGAGUCACAAAAGGAUUUAAUAGUAAAGGACAGUGUAAUGCGAGGACUUAUACUUAUACUCUUCCAACUUUUGCAUUUGCACCCGACGAUCCUUCGAUUAUCGCUAUAACUCCAACUGACGAGGAUAUUCAGAAACGAAUUGAAAAACUUUCAGUAAUUGACGGAAAACCAUUCACUGAUUUUCGCAUGACACCCGAGUUACUUGAAAAAGUAAAUUCCGUUUUACAAUUAUAUUGCGGAACACAUAAUUUUCAUAAUUUCACAUCUAAAGUGAGACCGUUUGAUCCAAGGGCCAUGAGAUACAUUAUUAAAUGUCAUUGUUUAGAAACUCAUGUGACAAACAAUAUUGAAUUUGCAACAAUUUUAAUAAAAGGACAAAGUUUUAUGCUUCAUCAGAUCAGGAAAAUGAUGGCACUUGCAAUUGGUGUAGUAAGAAAUCUUAUUUCAGAAGAAACUUUAGAAGAAUGUUUUAAGCCCGAAAAACGUGAAGUUCCUACUGCUCCAAGUUUAGGAUUAGUUCUUAAUCAUGUUCAUUAUGACACUUAUAAUAAAAGAUAUGGAUCCGAUGGACUUCACGAAAAAUUAGAGUGGGAUGAAUGUGAUAGUCAAAUUCAGAAAUUUCACGAAGAUUUUAUUUUACGACAUAUUGAAGAAACUGAAAUCGAAAAUCAAUCAAUGUUACUUUGGCUCGGAGAGAUAGCUCGCAGUAAAAUUGGUCAAAAAAUGGAUCUGAAUCGUGAUGAAGAAGAAAAUGAAGAAGAUGAAAAGGAAGAAACGAAGGUGGAAGCGACUUCAUAAUAAAUUUUUUGUUACUUUUUUUAGUUUUUACAAUAAAUAAGAAUAAAUAUUGAUCAUAAACUUAGACAAAAUUAUUGUUAGUUUUUAACUUGAUGUUAGUCUCCUUUUAUCAAAGGAUAUAAAAUUAUACAAAAAAUCGAGCAUUUUUUUCAAAAACUUAAGUAUAUAUUUUUAUUGUGAAUAGUCUAUGAAUUUUUUAUUUUAAUUUUGUACUAACACAAAAGAUUUAUAAACAUAUAUUAUCGAUAAUGAAUGAUUUAUUCUUCAAUAUACACUCUAUAACACUCUAUAAUACAUAAGUCAAAGGAAUGAUUAAAAAGUGGAAGCUCAAAUAAAAUAUCUUUAUGAAAAUAA